Molecule: messenger RNA, 4782 nt
Organism: Ceratina calcarata
Lineage: Eukaryota; Metazoa; Arthropoda; Insecta; Hymenoptera; Apidae
Gene: repo
Product: homeobox domain-containing protein reversed polarity
Exons: 3
Coding region: 2729-4045 (438 amino acids)
Biological process (GO): regulation of DNA-templated transcription
Molecular function (GO): sequence-specific double-stranded DNA binding; DNA-binding transcription factor activity, RNA polymerase II-specific
Source: RefSeq, a predicted model, not a curated record
GUUUGACGCGCGAUCGACGACUGAAAACCGGACGGUGUUUUCGCGGAAGAAAUGGGGGUCGAAAAAAGAAAGUCGUGCAGAGGGUCAGUACAGGAGGCGACCCGUUACUGCAGCCAGGCACCACCGGACCUUCACUUAUAUCGUCUCUCGGCUAAUAACGCUAGUAAUGUGAUAUGAUUAGCUUAGUUGAGUUCAGUUUAGUUCGUAUUCGUUCAAUUUAGUGGUUCGCCAGCAAAAUCACAUCGAGUUAAACCCAUUUAGGCCAGUUAAGUUACCGACUUCUCGCUCUUGCGCGAUAGCCGUCAUCCUCCCGGCAAAACGGCGUCUCCUGCGUCCGCGGAUAUCCUGCGGCCCGCAUUCGAUCACCCUUACUGGCCGUCCAACGUCGAGCCUCCGGGAAGCCAGUCUCCCAUUCAUUCUGAUGAUCUUCGUACAUUGUCCAUUACUGCAGUUCUUCCUCUUUACGUGGAAUCCUUGCUUCCCAUUUUGACAUAGCCUGUAGCCGCGGUCUUUUCGCACCUUCAGAAUCCAAUUGAAAGCACUUGAUUCGUUUAUGUCGAUUCAAUCGGACUCGUGAACUGCUGUUCACCGGUCGAUUCGCGAGUCUGGUGAACAGUCGCGUGGACCGGUCGAAACGAGCGACGAGGCCGCGGUUCCUGUGUCGAACGGGAAACACGGAUCCGCGCGGUCCGGUGGGGUAGGAAGUGAAGGAGAGCGUGCCCGGUCCCGGAGAGCGAGAGUGCAAUUAAAUCACCGCGUGACAGGCGCGCACGAGCGCGCGCUAAUUACCGCCGAUGAAAUUAGCAGUUAAUGUACGCGUGUACACACGGAAUGGGGGUAGUUUGAUUGGGCCAAUUCGAGGCAAUUCCUGGCGAUUGCUGGUUUCAUUGAGCCUGCGCUUAAGAGCUCAGUGCCACGCUGCCGGCCAACGGACAUGGAUCUCUUCGAAAGUAUAGGUACUUUUACCUUUCUACCCUCGCGGAUCGAUCGUCGAUCUUCGAUCCGGGUGACACCGGAUGUGUUCGAAACUGUGGACGUUCAGAGGUGCGACGAGAGAAUCGUGUGAUCUCGGACCAGGCUGGUUGCAAGCUUCGUCAUCUUUGGGAGUCAAAGUUCAAGGACUGUUGGUCAAGAGACAUGUGACGUAGAAUCGUUGAUACAGUUUCGUGGAGUGUAACCGAGGCUGUCAAGUGAAGUUUCAAAGACCAUCGGUAGUGUUUAAUAUUUGCAGUUAUCGUGGGUCGAAACUUUUUUGGAUAAAACUGUGUUACAACCGUAAGUAUUUUUUAUUCUGAGUUUGAACUUUCUACGAUCCAAGUAAAAGAUUAGUCUCGAAAUCGUGAGAUAUACAUAUGAUUUAUACGAAAAAUGCAAUGAAGCGCCUGGUAGAUUUUGAACUGUGACCUCCUGAUAGGGGUCAAGCGCGAGGAGUUCAUAGUCAGAAUGGAAGACUCCGAUGCAGAAUUUUCCCAUCGCAGUUUAUCGUGCGCAAGCCGGGUUGCUCCGAUUCCCACACGCCCCUCCAGUUGUCCCGACACCGUCACCUAAACGCAUCGCGGAAUCUCCGGUUCUCCAGUCUCUUCAUCCGGGGGCGGCGCAACGACGCGGUGGUACCAAACGAAAAGACGUUCCUAGGAGAGACAUCAACGACACGCGCACCUUGUACAGAUAGAAAUGAGAGAAAAACGGGAGGUGUAUGAAAGUGAAAGAGAAGGAAAGCUAGGGAACUCACCCCGUGGUACCACGGCGUGGGCAUGGGAAGAAUGGAGGAAAGGGAGAAAGAAAUGAAAGAGAAUCCUGGGAGAGGGAGACGAUGAUCGUGCGAGGGGGAUAAAAACUAGGGACGGAGAGAUACGACGAUGGACGAAAUGGAAAGGGAGAGAAAGAGGAAGAAACACUGGGAGGCAGUGUACCGCGCCCGCAUAAAACGGUCGUCCUCUCCUGAAGCAUUAACGACGUAGUCGAUGCCACUGGAUUGGCUGGUUUCCAUGUGUGGGGGCGGACUGGCCGACAACCCGUUGAAAAUAUAAGCGUGUGUGAGUGUCGGUUGAUUAGCCAGAGUCAGAACGGAUCGUCGCUGGUGCGACAGUGUCCGGUUAGCUCUUGUUGUUUCGCGAGAUCGACCUUUCAUCCGAGGCUCGCCGCGAGCAAGUCGUCCCGAGAAGAUUCGAGUCGAGGAGAUUUUCGAAUUUUUAAUAUCUGCCGCUCAGUUUCGAAUCGUGACGAUCGACCGUAGGGUCGCCGGUCCCGCCGAUUUCCGUCCCGGUUAAAUCUGUACAUUGCGUCGACGACACGAUGCUGGCUCGCUUCGUUAGCCCGGACUAAUCAAAAUUAAUCAUAACCCGGGCAACAAUUGAUCGCAAUUGGCUCGGAUUCCAUUACGGAGGACGCGCGAACGCGACCACCGUUCUGAGCACUGCGCGCCUUUCUGCAUAAUUGGCGGAGAUUAACGAGAACUUGAGGAAUCGGUGGAAGUGAUUGGAAACCUGUUGCUUCGACGAUUCGAACGAAAUUCAACGUCAAAUUUUCAAUUGUCGAUUAAAGGACAAGGAUGAGCCAACGUACGAGAAGAGGAAAUAGAAAUUAAUAGAAGAAAUCUAAACUUGGAUUCAUAGCAAUUCAACGAGGGAGAUACAAUUUGAAGCAUUGAAAAGUCAAUAAUAAGUCACGUGCUUCUGAACUAAAGUGAAGUGCAACGGACUUCGAAUAAAUUUCCGAGUCCGGAAAAAUGGACGGAGGUCCCUUCGACGAUCCGAUUUUCUCCGACUUCGGCGGUCGAGCUGGUUCCGGCGUUCACAGUAUUCAAGUGAUGCUGGGUCUUCACGGUGGACACCAUGGCGGCGAUUUGAUACCCACCGGAGGCCACCUUCACAAAUUGGACUCUUCCAACAGCCCACCACCGCAUCAUCAAACGUCCCACCAUCAUUUGCAACAGCAACAGCAGCAGAAGGAGUUGAAGGAAUUAGAACUGGCCGGAAUGUACGCGCCACUCCCGCAGACGCAGGACGUCACCACUUCGACGUCCACCGCCGCGACGCCAACUUCGACGACGCUACAGCAAAGCCUGCAGCUCGGGAAUCCUCUGAAAAGGAAGCCGGAAGAUCCGAUGAACACCCUUGCUCCCGUGAGCAGUGAAGCGCAGCCGGCGAAGAAAGACUCGAAGAAGAAGACUGAUAACAACGGAAUUAAGAAGAAGAAGACUAGAACGACGUUCACGGCUUAUCAAUUGGAAGAAUUGGAAAGGGCUUUCGAGCGUGCACCGUACCCAGACGUAUUCGCGCGAGAGGAGCUCGCUCUCAAACUCGCACUCUCUGAAUCGAGGGUUCAAGUCUGGUUCCAGAAUCGGCGCGCGAAAUGGCGUAAGAGAGAACCGCCGCGUAAAACCGCUGGUUACAUGGCUGCCGGCUCCGCGAGUCCGGGUUUAUCAGGAUCUUUCACCUCUCUUAACAAUACUUUGAAUCCGUUCGCUUCCCCGACGACUGCGACGGCACCGCCUGAUGCCUGGGCGUAUUCACCGGCGUACGACCUGGCACCACAUCUGAAUCUUCUCAGCCCGUCGAAUUCACCGUAUUCCACGUCCUUCGGCGGGCCCAGUAAUAACGGGACGGCGUACUCGUACGCGACGAUGCUCCCUCAGCAUGACGCCUCGUUGUUCUCCACGCCGUCGGGGAACACGAUGCGCGUUCACCAGGACUACAUGAACGCCAGCAACAGUCCGCCGCCGCCUCUCACGCGUAAUGAUUACCAGACCAUGGUGACUACCCACUCGCCGCCUACGCAUUUGACUAACUCGAUGUCCGAGGAGGAGCAUCAGCAGAACAAGCAGCUAGAUUAUGUCAGUGGCCUGAGUCCGGCGGACAAGUAUCAACACGAGCAGCAGGAUUACGGGCAGCAGCAACAGCAGCAGCAGCAGCAGCAGGACCAGAAGCAAGAGUACGGGAUGCACUCGCCGCAGGGACGGCAAGGGAUGAAGGAUCAAGUUAUGGUGAAGACCGAGCCGAACAGUCAGCAGAAUUACGUACAGUUGCCUCCUUUUCUGAACUGACUCGAAACCUCAGGUCUAGGCUCGCUGUAGAGCACCUGGCGGUUCCGAUUUGGGAGUUUCAGGGUCGAUGACGAGCUCUCGGGUCCGAAGACGAGACGUUCGGGUCUCGUUCUAGUUUCCCUCGGAAAUGAUUUCUUGGGUUUCGUAAUGUAACGGUGUCUUGAGUCGAGGAACUGUAGUUUUUUGGUAGCUUGAAAGCAGAAGGAUCGAGGAAGUUGUGUAAGGGAAGGGAAUUUUUAAACAGUUUUUUAUUUAUGAAAUAUUCUUUCUUGUAUCAUAUACUGGAUCGAGAGUUUUUUUAAACCGCGUGUAAUUAAGGGUAUAAUAAUUAUUAACGAUACUUAGGAAACUGUAGAAGGAAGCGUUUUUUUUAUGAUAAAGGUAGGUUUAGGAAAUGUAUUUUUAGGGAGCAAUUAACUGAACGAGAGCAUUCCAGUGCCUUAAAAGCGUGUCGUACUCUAUAUCGUAACUGUACGUGUAUGAAACUAUGUAUGAAACGUAAGGUAUGUCAUUUUUCAGUUUGUAAAAUUUCUUAUACAAAUCAUAUCGCGUGUAUAUUUUAUACUCCAUUCUUCUAUUUGUGAUGUUUCCAAUUAAAACAUGAGAAUAUGCAAUCGACGAGAACUCUGCCUCCGGAUGAACAACAUCUCUCGGAACGUGGUAGUGUCUAUUAUAAUCUUGUACGUUAAUAUACGAUUUGUAAGCGAAAGCGAUUUUGAAUAAAUCAUCAGAAAAUA